AAGAUCAGAAUCAUUCACAGAGUAAUCUUUUAAGCAGGUUCAGUUGUCAGCAAGUAGAAGUCUCUUUGCCAAAUAUUUCUGUAGCUUUAUUGAAACAAUCUGCCUGCCUAAACCCAUUAUUCUGCAGCAGUGAGUCACAGCCCAUCAAGGAGAAAGUUGAAUGAGGAUCAACACAUUAUAGGUCUUGGAAAAGGAAGCAUUUUCUCUUUCCGAAUUUGCCUUCAUAAAGUGGUUCCUUAAGGUGAUCCCCUGUUCAGCCUAAAUGCCCUUUGAAGAGCUCCUGGAUCAAGCUGGAGGCCUGGGGAGAUUCCAAAUCUUUCAGCUAGUUCUCUUUUGUAUCACCAACCUCCUAACAUACCCACACAUUGUACUGGAGAAUUUCACUGCAGCAAUUCCUGAUCAUCGCUGCUGGGUCCAGAUUCUCGACAAUGACACUAUCUCUGGUAAUGAAACCAGAAAUCUCAGCCAAGAUGCCCUCCUGAGGAUCUCCAUUCCACUGGACUCAAACCUGAAACCAGAGAAAUGCCAUCGCUUCAUCCAUCCCCAGUGGCAGCUCCUCCAUAUGAAUGAAACUGUCACCAACACAGCUGAGGCAGACACAGAGCCCUGUGUGGAUGGCUGGGUGUAUGACAGAAGCUACUUCCCCUCCACCAUCAUAACUGAGUGGGACCUGGUUUGUGAAUCCCAGUCAUUAAAAUCAGUGGUUCAAACUCUGUUUAUGACUGGGUCACUGUUGGGAAGUCUGAUAUAUAGCCUUCUUUCAGACAGGUUUGGGCGGAAGGUGGUGUACCUGUGGUGCUUACUCCAGCUGGGCAUCGUUGACACCGCUGCAGCCUUUGCCCCCACCUUCCUCAUUUACUGCAUAUUACGCUUCUGGGCUGGGUUGAGUGUCGCGACUAUUAUGAUAAAUUCUUUUUGUCUUAUGUCGGAAUGGACAACAUCCCAAAGGAAGUCUGUGGGAAUAGUCCUGAUGAUGUCUUCCUACAAUAUUGGGCAAAUGUUCCUCGGAGGACUGGCUUUUGCCAUUGGAAGCUGGUACACACUGCACCUGGCUGUGUCUAUACCCUUGCUUGUCCUCCUCUAUCCCUCCAGGAAGCUGGUGGAGUCCUUCCGGUGGCUGAUUGUCAGAAAUCAGCUAGAAAAGGGUGUAAAGGAACUUAGAAGAGUUGCACACAUAAAUGGAAAAAAGAAUACUGAAGAGACCCUGACCAUAGAGUUUGUGAAAUCUACCAUACAGAAGGAGUUGGAUGCAGUCCAGGUCAAACCAUCAAUUUUUCAAUUGUUCCAUGCACCCAAAGUGAUUAUGAGAACCUGCUGCUUGUGCUUUUUCAGAUUUUCAAAUGCUGUAUCCUUUUAUGGCCUCGUACUCAACCUGCAGCACCUGGGGAGCAAUAUCUUCCUGUUCCAGGUUCUCUUUGGAGCCAUCAUGCUCACAGCCAGCUUUCUUUCCCUUUGGACUCUGAAUUACAUGGGUCGUCGGACAAACCAGAUAUUGUUCUCAUUCCUGGCUGGAGUUUCCAUUCUAGUCAACACAUUUUUGCCCCAAGAAAUGCAGACUCUGCGUGUAUCUUUAGCAACUUUGGGAAUUGGAUUUGUUUCUGCUGCCAUGACUGGUUAUGUUCUUCACCAAAUUGAGCUCCUCCCCACUGUAUUCAGGUCAAUACUGAUGGGCAUCAUUUCAGGAUUCCACAGAAUAGGGGCAAUAGUGGCUCCUCUCCUGAUGACCUUACUGGGGUAUUCUCUCCGUCUGCCCUGGAUCAUCUAUGGAGUCAUCACCCUCCUUGCUGGCCUUGUUAUCUUGCCCCUUCCAGAAACCAGGAAUCAGCCUCUUGCUAACACCAUCCAGGAUGUGGAAAAUAACACAAAAUAUUCAAGAAAUGUAAAGCAGGAAGAUACUUCCACAAAAGUAACACAGUUUUAACAACUUCCCAAGAGUUGAUCCAAAGAAGAAUAAAAUAAGAAGUAAAAAGUCAAGAUUCUUCUUUAUGCCAAUGAAACUAGUCAAAAAUUUAAUGGACAAAUGGAUGCCACCUAAAAUCUCUCAAUAUACAAAUUUUCUCAAAAUAAUUUAUGAGAUUUUGUAAUCUCACCAAACAAUUGUUGGUUUGAAGGAAGACAUUGCAAAUAGUUUGAAGUUCAUCUUGAAAUUAAUAAUAGAAAAAGAAGCCUUGUUUCCAUGAUCCAGCAAUCCCAUUACUUUGAAUACAUCCAAAAGAGAUAGAGUUUGUAUGCCAAAGAGAUACCUGCACUUCCAUGUUAAUUGUAGCACACCUCAUUGUCCUUCAAAGGAUGAAUAUUUUAAGAAAGUGUUUUAUAUUACAUGAAAUGGAACACUACUCAACCAUAUAAAUGAAGAACAUUCUGCAAUUUGCAAUAACACAAAUGAACAGGGAGGAGAUUAUGAUAAGGGAUGUAGGAAGUACAAACAGAGAAUGACAAAUACCACAUAACUCACUCAUAUAUGAACCCUGAAAAUGUUGAUCUCAAAAUACAGUAGGUUGGUGAUUUCUAGAGACUGGAGCACUUGGGUAGGGGGAGUGAAUGUAAGAUGUUCAAAAGAUGCAAAAUUACAAUUAGGUAGGAGAAGUAAGUAAAAAAGAUCUGUUGUGCAACAUAUUGACUAUAGUUAAUGACAGCAUAUUGUAUUCUUGAAAAAUGCUGAAAGGAUGGCUGAGUGCUAUUGCCACAAAUAAAUGAGGCAAUGCAUGGGUUAAUAAGCUACAUUUAACCAUUACACAAUGCACAUGUACUGCAAAACAUCAUGUUGCACAAAAUAAAUACAUAUAAUUUUGUAUGUCACUUUGAAUAGAUAAAAUUUGAAAGCAAGAAAAGGAAAAGGAGUAACAAAGAGGCUGGCUCAUAUAUCAUGAAACAUGUGCUACAUUUUAUCAAAUUACAGGAAUCCAAAGAGUAAUAGUAAAUGCCACCACAAAUCAUAAUAAUUCCAAAAAACAUACUGUGUAUAAAUCAACACUUAAUAUAUGAAAUUUUUGGCACCAAAAAAACACUUAUCAAUUGAAAUAUUCUGUAAUAAAUAGUAUUGAUUAGCUAUCUGGGAAUAAAUUUACAAAAAUAUUUGCAAUGA
Molecule: messenger RNA, 3085 nt
Organism: Marmota monax (woodchuck)
Lineage: Eukaryota; Metazoa; Chordata; Mammalia; Rodentia; Sciuridae
Product: steroid transmembrane transporter SLC22A24-like
Exons: 10
Coding region: 263-1921 (552 amino acids)
Biological process (GO): transmembrane transport
Molecular function (GO): transmembrane transporter activity
Source: RefSeq, a predicted model, not a curated record